AUUGUAUGUGUAAUCAUUUCAAAACGUUUGAAACAAAUCAAAACAAACAAGAAAUUUAAUUAAAAUACAGUAAAUAUGUCUCUAGCUGAUGAACUACUAGCUGAUUUAGAAGACGAUAAUGAUGAGGAUUUAGAGGAGCUUAAAAAGGAGAAGGAUGAAAGUGAUGACAACAACGAUGAGCCGGAAGAUGAAAAGCCUGAGUUUGAGGAGAAAAUGGAUGUUGACAUUAAGGUUGAAUCCGUUAGAGAUAUCUGUAAACUUCAUGAUUCCGUUAGACUUAAAAAGAUCCUGGAAGAUAUAACCCACUAUGAAAGCAGGCCAAGACAGGCAUCAGAGAUGAUUGGAAAUCUUGAGAGUGAUCCAGAAUACCAACUUAUCGUUGAAGCUAAUAAUACAGCAGUGGAAAUAGACAAUGAAAUAUCAAUAAUCCACAAAUUUGUCAAAGAUAAGUAUCAGAAAAGAUUUCCAGAACUGGAUUCUCUGAUUAUGCAUGAAAUGGAUUACAUUUGGGCUGUCAAAGAGCUCGGCAAUGAUUUAGAUCAAGCAAAGAACAAUGAAAAUCUGCAGAAAAUCCUCACACAAGCCACAAUUAUGAUCGUGUCAGUUACUUCGUCUACAACUCAAGGCCAAUUGCUUACAGGAGCAGAACUCGAAAAGAUUAACGAGGCAUGUGACAUGGCAUCAGAUUUAAACAAUUUUAAGGUAAAGAUUUACGAUUACGUUGAGAGUAAAAUGACAUUUAUUGCACCCAAUUUGAGUGCUAUUGUCGGGGCAAAAACAGCUGCAAAGUUAUUGGGUCUUGCCGGUGGCUUAACAAAGCUAUCAAAAAUGCCAGCAUGUAACAUUCUCGUCCUUGGAGCUCAAAAGAAAGUUUUAUCUGGUUUUUCAAAAGUUGCUAUGCUUCCACAUACUGGAUUUGUCUAUUAUUCAGAAAUUGUUCAAGAUGCAAUUCCCGAAUUGAGACGAAAAGCAGCACGACUAGUCGCAAAUAAGGGAGCAUUAGCAGCACGAGUUGACGCCUCACACGAAGCUGUUAAUGGUGAAAUUGGAACAGCAUUUAGAGAAGAUAUUGAGAAGAAACUUGAUAAGCUACAGGAACCACCUCCAGUAAAAUUUAUUAAGCCACUUCCGAAACCACUUGAAGGUGGUAAAAAGCGUCGUGGAGGUAAACGUGUAAGGAAGAUGAAGGAACGAUACGCAAUGACUGAUUAUAGGAAGCAAGCAAAUCGUAUGAACUUUGCAGAAAUUGAGGAUGAUGCUUAUCAGGAUGAUUUGGGAUAUACUCGCGGUACAAUCGGAAAGAAAAAUACAGGAGGAAUUAGAAUGCCUCAAAUUGAUGAAAAGACGAAAGUCAGAAUCAGUAAAACAUUACAAAGGAACCUUCAACGACAAAAUAAUGUCAUCGGAACGACAACAACGAUCAAGAAACACAUUUCAGGUACAGCAUCCAGUGUCGCAUUUACACCACUUCAAGGUCUCGAAAUUCAUAAUCCUGGCGCUGCUGAGAAGACAUUAAGUGAAUCAAAUUUAAAAUAUUUCUCAAAUACCUCCGGUUUCAUGUCGGUCGGUAAGAAAGCAAUGUGAAUUAUUGUCUCAUAAAUCAUGUCUCGAGUUACUUUUCAUAUUGUUUAUUAAUAAAAGAUUUUUUAAAUAUAGAUCUCUUAACACGCAA
Chironomus riparius is the source of this 1672-nucleotide messenger RNA. The record is from the annotation of a GenBank genome assembly. Lineage: Eukaryota; Metazoa; Arthropoda; Insecta; Diptera; Chironomidae.